AUAUGUCCAUCCUAGAGCAUAUAACCUGAUCCAUUUGGGUUGCGAUAGCGAUAGAAGACAAGAAACAAUAGACGUGAAUUAGUUAGUUUCACCUACUCCAUAUAGCGAAUUCAGCCAACUGAGAGAAUUAUUUAAUACUUAAGUUGGUGUUUAAGAGUGAACGAAUGAACGGUUACAAGUCACAGGUCCACCAACUGGUGGUUAAGGGUUUGAACCCAUAAUUUCAAGCAAACUAAACAACCACCUCUAUUUUCUUAAUCCAUCUCCCACACGUGACAAUCUCAACAAUGUUUUAAUAAAUAGGAUGUUACGGAUUCGAAUGCGCGUCUCAGUAUCUGAUGUUUCUGCAUAACUAUCAACUAAUCUACGUGGCUUGGGAGUAGUAAUAGUUAUAGUUGGUGUUGCAACAUUUAAUAUUAUUAUUUAUGUAAUUGGUUGGUACCGUUCUUCCAAUCAUAAGCGGGUCGGUUCCUCUUUUUGUUUCAAAUCAAAAACAUAUCUCUUGUUCCAAUUCUUGUUUCUCUACCUCUGUUUUUCAUCUCCCCUUCGAAAUAGCUGAGGUGGUGUUGCAUGCUGAGUUCAUUGUCACCAAGCCGAAUUGUGUCUCAAUCCUGAGAAUUGGAAGAGAUAUCAAGCUGAUUUCAUUCUUGUGAAAAGACCGGAAGUGAGGUUGUUCUUGUUUGUUCAAGUACUUUUCGAUGUAUCCCAACCAUUCAUUCUCAUCAGGGUCCUAUGCGGAUAUGUUCACCGCGAGCCCUCUGUUACCUCACAACUACUACAAUGAAUCUGUAGGAGAACAAAAUGAGACAGUGACUAUGCAGUCCAUUGAUCAACAUUCCAAUCCUUGCAACUCUCAUUUAGAUUGUGAGCAAAAUAUGCAAUGCCAAGGGUUAUCUCUUAGUCUAGGGACACUAUUGCCUUCUACAUCAUCUAUCCCUCCGUUUCAAUACCCAUAUCACGACACUGGUUUUGUAUCACUGAAGAAUAAUUCUUGUCUUCCAAAGGGACCUAUAAUGUCUAAUGAUGAUCCGUUGAAAAGUGCUGAAUGUAUGGCAUCUAUAUCUUGUGGAGGCGGCUUUCAUGACAUUACCAAACAGGAAAGUUUUCACGACUAUCACUCUUCAGAUCAAUUUCUGCAGGGCUCGUCGUCGGGAUUUUCUAACAUUUUCUUAAACCCCCAAUAUCUUAAGGCUGCACAGGAGUUACUUGAUGAGCUUGUUAAUGUCCGAAAGCAACGUGGAAUGGGAAAACAAGAAAAAAUCCGCGACAUUGGAUUAAAUAACUCCAAAGACACGGAUGGAAAAUCUACUAGUCAGUCUAUGCAAAUAUCUUCAGGCCCUAAUGAUUCUAAUUCCAAUCCUUCUAGUCAAUUAUCCUCGGCAGAAAGGCAGAAUUGGUUGGAUAAGAAGACAAAACUUCUGUCCAUCUUGGAUGAGGUUGAUAAGAGAUACAGACAAUACUGUCAUCAAAUGCAGAUUGUGGUGUCAUCUUUGGACAUCGUUGCUGGUUGUGGAGCAGCAGAACCAUAUACUACACUUGCAUUGCGAACAAUUUCGCGCCAUUUUCGUUGCCUGCGUGACGCAAUCAGCAGCCAAAUUCAAGUGAUUCAAAGGAACCUUGGGGAACAAGAAGGAAUUCCUCGUCUCCGGUAUGUUGAUCAACAGCUUAGACAGCAAAAGGAACUUCAGCAGCUUGGUGUUAUGCGGCACGCUUGGAGGCCUCAGAGAGGACUUCCUGAAAACUCCGUUUCAAUACUCCGUGCUUGGCUCUUUGAGCAUUUCCUUAAUCCUUACCCCAAGGAUUCAGAGAAAAUAAUGCUAUCUAGGCAAACUGGUUUAACAAGGAAUCAGGUGGCGAAUUGGUUCAUUAACGCGCGUGUGCGUCUUUGGAAACCAAUGGUUGAGGAAAUAUACAAAGAAGAAUUUGGUGAUUCUGAGAUAAACUACAAUAAUUCAUCUGAAAAUCCACUCAUGCAAGGUAAAAGAGAUUAUUAUACUGAAGAAAUUGAGUCACAGGACAAUGUACAAACUAUUACUAUUGAUAGCGUACAAGCCUGUUCCACUAAAGAACAUGUAGAAAAAAAUGUGAUGGAUUAUGAAAGUAGAAAAUUGCAUGGUGGUAACAAAAGGUUCAGCUUGAAAAAUGGCUUUUAUUCAGAAAUAACUUGUGAUACUGCCACAUAUGAUUUAUCAGAGUUGGGUGGUGGCCACCAACAACAACAACAACAUGUCUCUCUUUCAUUGGAGUUGAGGAACUGUGAAAGCGAUGGGUUAGUCAUAUCAGAUGAUGCCAAUCACAAAAGACACAACAACAAUAAUAAUAUUAAUAAUCAGAUAUUGUCUUCUUCUUCUUCACAGAGUACUGAUAUGCUAGACUAUCAUUUCACAGAUUCAGGAAAGCAACAACACAGGUUUGGCAAUACUCAUUUGUUGCAUGAGUUUGUCGUAUGAAAUCUACCAAAGAUAUUUUUAUUUUUUACUAUGACAAUGAUUUUAAAGGUAUCUCUGGAAAGGUGUACUUUCACACAAAGAUGAAAGAGAGAAAAAGAAAAGCCUAUGCUGCUGUUUUCUUUUUCAUUCAUUCGCGUUGCCCUCAUUGUUCAUAAAAGUGAUGUAAUUCACUAACGUACAAAACAUACAGAUAGGUAUAUGUAUAUUUGUAGAUAUUCAUUUUUCAUUUGCUUGUAAUAAUAAUAAUAUUACAGAUGAUUGGUUUCAUGAUAUCUGCAGGCAAUUUUUUGUAAAAGGAUAAGGAACAUGUCUCGUGCAUUAAUGUUGUAUAAGAAAUUAAAUUUUGUGUGGAAAAAAUUGGUAACAUGUACGAUGUGAA
This is a messenger RNA of Lathyrus oleraceus (garden pea), 2829 nucleotides long. RefSeq names its product BEL1-like homeodomain protein 7. Gene Ontology annotation, molecular function: DNA binding. Gene Ontology annotation, biological process: regulation of DNA-templated transcription. The transcript has 5 exons. Lineage: Eukaryota; Viridiplantae; Streptophyta; Magnoliopsida; Fabales; Fabaceae. The record is from RefSeq and is a predicted model, not a curated record. Bases 699 to 2450 code for a protein of 583 amino acids.